Molecule: messenger RNA, 684 nt
Organism: Arvicanthis niloticus (Nile rat)
Lineage: Eukaryota; Metazoa; Chordata; Mammalia; Rodentia; Muridae
Product: prolactin-8A9-like
Biological process (GO): positive regulation of lactation; female pregnancy; positive regulation of cell population proliferation
Cellular component (GO): extracellular region
Molecular function (GO): prolactin receptor binding; hormone activity
Source: RefSeq, a predicted model, not a curated record
AUGAAACUGCCACUGAGUCAACCUCACUUCUGUUCAUUCCUACUGCUGGUGGUUUCAAACUUUCUCCUUUGGGAGAAAGCUGCAUCAGUUCCCGCAUGUCUCAAAGAUCCACACUGCAUGGAACCCCUUGUAGCAACAUUUAACAAUGCCCUUGAGCGAGUUGUAACCAUUAUUAAUCUUACUGAGCAAAUGCAUCAAGAGUUUAGUUCACAACUGAUUAGGCAGGAUCACCUUGGUCCCCAAGCCAGGACUUAUUGCCACUCUACUGUCACAAACCCCCCAAAUAUUGGCCCUCAACACGCACAUAUCCCAAACAAAUCAUAUUUAAAAAUGUUGAUCAAUUUUGUGGGUGCCUGGAUCAGCCCUCUAAACCAUCUAGUGCUUGAACUGAGAGCCAUGCAAAAUGUCCCUGAAACUAUCAUCUCAAAAGCCUAUGAUAUUGAAAAGAAAAACAGACUACUCCUGGAUGACCUUAAAUGGAUAUUUACUAAGGUCUACCCUAAUGAAAAGUUGGAAGAAAUGUUUCCCAGAUGGCAAUAUAUUUUUUCCAUAGAAUCAAACGACAAAGAAUAUCAAUUGUUGGCAAUAUAUAACCUUUCCCACUGCUUAAGCAUGGAUAUAUUCUACACUGAAUUUCAUCUCAAAACAUUGAGGUGUCGCAUAACUAAGGAAGGUUGUUGCUAA